AUGGUGCUGCUGAGCCCAUCGAUCAAUGCGCUACGCAAACUGUUGUGCAUUUGUGAGUCGUAUGCCCGGGCUCAUGGGCUCAAAUAUAAUGCCAAGAAAAGUGAGCUAAUGGUUUUUCAAACUGGUACCAAAGUUUACUCGUCUGUACCUCCGGUUAUUCUGUGUGGCACACCGCUUAAGAGGGUGACGCAUUUCAAAUACUUGGGCCACUGGGUCACUGACGAUUUGUGUGAUAACAUGGAUAUUGACAGGGAGCGCAGGGCGCUGUCCGUCCGGUGUAAUAUGUUGGCUCGUAGGUUUGCACGUUGUACUCCGCCAGUAAAAGUGACCUUGUUCAAGGCUUACUGCCAAUCGUUUUACACGUGCAGCUUGUGGGCCAACUACACGCAGCGGGCGUAUAGCGCACUGCGUGUACAGUACAACAGUGCCUUCAGGGUGCUGUUGGGGUUACCAAGGUUUUGUAGUGCUUCAGCUAUGUUUGCUGAAGCACGAACUGAUGAUUUUUUCGCCAUAAUUAGAAAGCGGGGCGUUUCACUUCUUGAUCGCCUGCGUGGUAGCACUAAUAGCAUGCUGAGGGUAUUGUCCGAGCGAUGGGAUCUGCCCCUUUUAAAGGUAUGGAUGAAGUUGCAUGCUAGUGGAUUCUCACGUUAUAUUUAA
Spodoptera litura is the source of this 657-nucleotide messenger RNA. RefSeq lists its product as uncharacterized. The record is from RefSeq and is a predicted model, not a curated record. NCBI's taxonomy places the organism in Eukaryota, Metazoa, Arthropoda, Insecta, Lepidoptera, Noctuidae.